ACACGCAGGAGUUCAUCGGGUUCGCGACGCUGCCGGAGCAGGUGCACCGAAAGAGCGUGAAGCGAGGGUUCGACUUCACGCUCAUGGUGGUGGGCGAGGCGGGGCUCGGCAAGUCCACGCUCGUCAACAGCCUCUUCCUCACUGACCUGUACAAGGAGCGGAAGGUCCCCACCGGCGAGUCCAUGGUCAAGAAGACAGUGAGCAUCGAGAAGAAGACCAUUGAGAUCGAGGAGAGAGGCGUGAAGCUGAGGCUGACCGUGGUCGACACCCCAGGUUACGGCGACGCGGUGAACUGCGAGGAGAACUGGAAGUCCGUGGAGCGCUACGUGGAUGAACAGUUCAACAAGUUCUUCCAAGACGAGUCGGGCCUCAACCGGAAGAACAUCCAGGACCACAGAGUGCACUGCUGCCUCUAUUUCAUCCCGCCCUACGGAACGGCCUAACCCCGCCCCCCUCGUUGCAGGUUGCGCCAGAUGGACGUCGAGUUCAUGAGGCGGCUGCACAAGAAGGUUAACAUAGUGCCAGUCAUAGCCAAGGCGGACACGCUCACCAAACCGGAGAUUCAGAAGCUUAAAACCAAUCUGCUAAAUGAUAUAGAAGAUAAUAAAAUUAAGAUCUACCAGUUUCCUGAAUGUGAUUCAGAUGAAGAUGAGGAAUUCAAGCAGCAAGAUCGGGAAUUGAAAGCUUCCAUACCAUUUGCUGUGAUUGGGUCGAACUGUGUGAUUGAGGUUGCGGGGAAGAAGAUGAGAGGGAGGCAAUAUCCUUGGGGCAUCGUAGAAGUGGAGAAUCCUGCACACUGUGACUUUGUAAAGCUGCGAACCAUGCUCAUAUCAACUCAUAUGCAGGAUAUGAAGGAAGUCACGCAGGAUAUCCAUUAUGAGAACUUUAGGGCUCAGUGUAUAUCUCAGAUGCAGCAGGUAGCACUGAAGGAGAGAAACAAGUUAAAAAGAGAGAGUGCAGCCAAUUUCGACACUGUUGGUGACACAGAUAAGCUGCUUCAGCAAAAGGAUGAGGAAAUUCGCCGAAUGCAGGAGAUGCUGAGUCAGAUGCAGGAGAAAUUGAAAGAAUCUGGUAAGGACCCGAGUGCCGCUCUCUCCCUUGAGCCUGGUAAACGAGAUUCCGUGGUCAACGUGUGACAUCACAACUCCUCCCUAUCCUUCAAUUACUUUGUAGUUACUGCCUGUUUGAUGUGGUGUCUCAACAAACUGUUCAUGAUGUCAUUAGUGUGUUCUUGUGAUAACCCAACCAUUUCUGCUUGUUCAUGACGACAGUCCACACCCUCUGUUUGUGUGGAGGAAGGAGUAAAUGGUUUUGGCAAGUAGUCCCACAUUCAUACACACCCUUCAACACUGCUGUCAUAUGGCAUUGGUAUUUAAAAUUGUCACCAAAGGUUCCAUAGUGGAAACUGAAGUAUUUACUUCCAUCCUUUUUCUUCUCUUUACAUCAAAGGUAUUCAGUGUUACCUCUGGUAAAUACCAUUGGUAUUUUACCCAUAUGUAUUUUGAGACAUAUAUGCAUUUUUUUCCCUUUCGUACUCUAUUAUGUAAAGAUCUUGCUGUAAGAAAUGAGAGCUGCCAUAUGGUCUCACUGGAUGAUGCUACUGACUAGUAGUUACAUGUGCUUUUUAUCACUUGUAUUGAUAUAAUGUAUGCUGGGACAAUAUAUUAUGUUAAAUCCUUGAUUUGCUGAAUAUCAUUAUAUUCUGUUACUUUUGUGUAUUUUUUAUUAUGAUUUCUGUGUUCUUUAACCAGGGUUAAUUUUGUAAAUAUUUUUCCUCUGACUGUAACUUACCUUAUUUUAUAAAUAAACAUUUCUUAAUAGUCAAACAAAUGCUUGAAAACAUGUGGUAUGUUUGUAUAUUUCUGACUGUCCAACGUGAUGGGAUCAACCCUGAACGGCAAAUGACUUUGUAUCAUACAACUGUAUAGAAAUGUGAAUCGAUUCAAA
Penaeus vannamei (Pacific white shrimp) is the source of this 1947-nucleotide messenger RNA. The record is from RefSeq and is a predicted model, not a curated record. Lineage: Eukaryota; Metazoa; Arthropoda; Malacostraca; Decapoda; Penaeidae.